AUGCCGCGCAAUAUGGAUGACGAGGAAGAUUUUGAGGCUGAGAUCAACACCGUCUCCAAUAGCUCUGAGACUGAUGGAUCCGACGGUGAAGAUUCUGGGAGUGAUUUGGAUCAAGUAAGGACUGUCCUGGCUGUCCCUGGGCCAGACACACAAAUGCACGAUGUUCGAAAGGUCCUCGCAACAGCGCAGCAAGCUUACAAUGCAACACGGUCUGAGCUGCAUGUGCUCAAGAGACAGUAUCUCACUCUUUCAUCUGUGAUCCCUGCUCACAGCCACAACCACGUGCUCAAGAAGACAUCUGCACUGGACUCCAGCAUCACCCGCCAAGGACAGAAGUAUGCCCUGUUCAGUCAUUUCUGGGUCGUGAACGGUCUGUUUCCAACUACUCCUCAACCUGCUAAUGUCGACCUGCAGAGCACUACACGUUGGAGCUCUCCUGAUGCGAAGCUUAAAGGUGCAAUGGGUGAACUGUAUCAGAUCAUACCUAAAGACUUGCACACCUCCAUGGAAACCUAUCCGUGUUUUGGAUCAUUAGUAAUCAGCUCCAAGAGAUCGAACAUUCUGCACAGCAUCAAGGAUUGCGCAGGUGUUAUCUUCUCUGCCUUCAAACUUGACCCCAACAUCUUUGCCGACCAGCCUUCCAAAAAGCAGGACAACACAGAUCUCCUUAUGCUGCUCAAGAGGAAUGGGGAGGGUGAUUACAUCUGUCUCGCACCUGUACUAUUCACAAAUCCUCAUGCUAUGUCAGCCAACAAUUUCCUCAAAUCGUCGGUGCUCGUCAAAAUAAUUCACGUUGAAGUGUAUGGGAAUGCAAUACUCAGUGGGAAGACAAGGGGCCUGCGAAUGGAUGCGCUGAGUGUUACCGAGGGUAUUAUUGCCGGCACUGCUAUAUUGGCACAUUUCUUGUUAACACACGACGCUGAGCUCACUGCGACUGGAGCAGAGAUGAAGAUCAAUUAUCAGAAGGAUUACAACUUCUAUCUGGAAUGCUUCUUCAAAAGCUCUCCAUGGGCAAUUAGCGUGAUGGAGUAUUUCAAUAAGCAAGUGUUCAAUACCAGCGCAGCACUGUCGAGCACACCCACAUCUGUCGUACCUCCUGCCUCCACGCCCCGCACCUGGGAAGAUGACCUAUUGGACGAAUUGGACAAUCAGGGUUUUGGCAGUGUUGAUCCACUCUUCUGUCCAUCCAGCGUUCUUGAAGCAUAA
This is a messenger RNA of Suillus clintonianus, 1206 nucleotides long. RefSeq lists its product as uncharacterized. The record is from RefSeq and is a predicted model, not a curated record. Bases 1 to 1206 code for a protein of 401 amino acids. NCBI's taxonomy places the organism in Eukaryota, Fungi, Basidiomycota, Agaricomycetes, Boletales, Suillaceae. The transcript is spliced from 5 exons.